AUGGCCCCUAGAGUAAUUAUUGUCGGUGGUGGAUUGUCCGGACUUAGUGCCGCCCACACGGUCUACCUGAACGGUGGCAAUGUUCUCGUUCUUGACAAGCAAGCCUUCUUCGGUGGCAACUCAACAAAGGCUACCUCUGGUAUCAACGGUGCUCUCACUCGCACCCAGGUUGAUCUCGGUAUUCAAGAUAGCGUGAAGCAGUUCUACGAUGAUACCCUGAAAUCCGCCAGAGACAAGGCUCGUCCCGACCUCAUCAAAGUCCUCACAUACCAAUCCGCUUCCGCCGUCGAGUGGCUGCAGGAUGUCUUCAACCUCGAUCUCACUCUCGUCUCUCGUCUCGGUGGCCACACCCAGCCCCGAACCCACCGUGGUCACGAUGCCAAGUUCCCUGGUAUGGCCAUCACAUACGCUCUCAUGCAACGCCUAGAGGAAAUCUCCGAGGCUGAGCCCGACCGCGUGCAAAUCAUCAAGAAGGCCCGUGUCACUUCAAUUAACAAGGAUGGUAACACUGCUACUGGCGUCACAUUCGAGGCGGAUGGCGAGACCAAGUCCGCGGACGGUGUGGUGGUGUUGGCUACUGGCGGUUAUGCUGCUGAUUUCGGCGACUCAUCACUCCUCCAGCAACACCGUCCCGACACAUUCGCACUGUCCAGCACUAACGGCACUCACGCCACCGGUGAUGGCCAAAAGAUGUUGAUGUCCAUUGGUGCCAACGGCAUUGACAUGGACAAGGUCCAGGUCCACCCUACAGGUCUCGUUGACCCUAAGGACCCUACCGCCAAGUUCAAGUUCCUUGCCGCCGAGGCCCUCCGUGGUGAGGGUGGUCUUCUCCUUAACUCUGACGGCCAGCGAUUCUCUGAUGAGCUUGGCCACCGUGACUAUGUCUCCGGCCAGAUGUGGAAGGAGAAGGAGAAGGGCAAGUGGCCCAUCCGCCUGGUCCUUAACAGCAAGGCCUCCAAGGUUCUUGACUUCCACACCCGCCACUACUCUGGCCGUGGUCUGAUGAAGAAGAUCAGCGGCAAGGAGCUUGCUAAGGAGAUUGGCUGUGGCGAAGCUGCCCUCCAAAAGACCUUUGAUGACUACAAUGCCAUUGCUGAUGGCAAGAAGAAGGAUCCCUGGAACAAGCGCUUCUUCCACAACCUCCCUUUCAACGUUGAUGACGAAUUCCACGUUGCCCUCAUGGAGCCCGUGCUGCACUUCACCAUGGGUGGUAUCGAGAUCAACGAGCGCGCCGAGGUUCUUAACUCUGAACAGAAGCCUUUCGAUGGCCUCUAUGCUUGCGGUGAACUUGCAGGUGGUGUUCACGGUGCCAACCGUCUCGGUGGUUCUUCUCUGCUUGGUUGUGUCGUCUACGGUCGCGUGGCUGGUGACAGUGCUAGCCAGCACCUUUUCAAGAAGCUCAUCACUGGCGGUGCUUCUUCCGCCCAGCAGCGUCUGGGCCAAAUCUCGCUGCACAUUGACCCCGCUACCCCUGGCAAGAUCUCUGUUGAAUGGAAUGGUGCUCAGGCUUCGACCGGUACUACCCCCGCUGCCUCAACGGCAGCUCUCCCCGCUAAUGCUGAUGCGCCUGCUGAGACAUCCAAGCCGACGACUAAGCCCAAGAAGUUCUCCAUCCCCGAGACUGAGUACUCGAUGGAGGAGGUUGCCAAGCACAACACAAAGGAGGACAUGUGGAUCGUCGUCAAGGGCAUCAUUCUUGAUGUGACCAACUGGCUGGAUGAGCACCCCGGUGGCGCCAACGCCCUGUUCAACUUCAUGGGGCGUGAUGCGACAGAAGAAUUUGAGAUGCUCCACGACGACGAAGUCAUUCCUAAAUAUGCUCCUCACAUCGUUAUCGGCCGGGUGAAGGGUCAAACUCCUAGUCUUGAAUAUUAA
Messenger RNA from Aspergillus puulaauensis, 1875 nucleotides. RefSeq names its product putative fumarate reductase Osm1 (gene osm1). The record is from RefSeq and is a predicted model, not a curated record. Lineage: Eukaryota; Fungi; Ascomycota; Eurotiomycetes; Eurotiales; Aspergillaceae. Gene Ontology annotation, molecular function: FMN binding; oxidoreductase activity. The transcript has 5 exons. Bases 1 to 1875 code for a protein of 624 amino acids.